UGCUCCUGUUAGACUCACUGAGGGUCUGUGGAUCAGUUAUGAGUUAUAUAGCGCUCUGUCUGUCCAUUUCUACUGCUCUUAACUCACCUCUGGACCAACUAGAGCACACUAUCUAGGGAACAAUAGAGUUUGACUGCGGAUCUGAAGCGGAACAGCGUGAGGACUCUGACUGAUCAAACAGCGGGAGGAUGUGGAGACUGAAGGCGGCGUUGAGCGGCUCUCUGCUCGGCCUCACACUGCUGCUGCUGCCCGCUCAACUCUGCGAGUCACACCGAUUUCUUCCACAGAAUAAAGCCUCUCAGUUCCUCACGCGACACAGACGAGCAAACACUCUGUUUGAGGAGAGCAAGAAAGGAAACUUGGAGCGCGAAUGCAUCGAGGAGUUGUGUAAUAAAGAAGAGGCGCGAGAGAUCUUUGAGAACAACCCGGAGACUGAAUAUUUCUAUCCCAAGUAUGUUGUGUGUCUGGGCUCUCACCGUGUCGGGAUCAAUAAUCCAAACUCAGAGGCUUUAAUCCCUCAGAACCUGCGGACAUGUGUGCAAGAAAUCAGUAAUCAGUGCUUACCGCUGCCGUGUUAUAAGGAGGGAUACGAGCGCUGCGUGGACGGUCAGGGCUCGUUUACAUGCGUGUGUAAACCAGGAUGGAAGGGCCUGCGCUGUGAACAGGAUAUUAACGAGUGUGAUGACCCUGAAUUCCCUGCGGGCUGCAGCCAAAAGUGUUUCAACUUCCCCGGGAGUUUCACCUGCAGCUGUGAGCGUGGUUUCUACACGCACGACAACAUCCACUGCAUAGAUAUCAAUGAGUGUGUCCUGUAUCCCAGUGUUUGUGUGGAACCUUCCAAAUGUGUGAAUGUUCCGGGUGCGUUUGUGUGCCGAUGCCCGACAGGAUACAAAUACAACACAACCACACGAGAGUGUCAGGAUCUGGAUGAGUGUGAGCAGGCCGGGUGUGGUGGCGAGUGUGUGAACACGAUUGGCAGUUUUUCAUGUCACUGUGACGGGCGCAAGGGUGUGAAGCUGGCAGAGGACGGGCGUUUGUGCGAGAAGAUUCCACAGUGUUUGGAUCUGGCUGACCAUAAACAUGGCGAGAUGUUAUAUCUGGGAGAACAGUUCAGCGGGUUACCUGUGAUGUACCUGUGGUACCGACUGCAGGCCGAUACCAAAUUUGCGGCUGAAUUUGAUUUCCGCACGUUUGAUCCAGAAGGUGUGAUUCUCUACGCCGAGUCAUCGCCGGAAUCGUGGAUUAUGUUGGGUUUACGCGGCGGCCGUAUCGAGGUCCAGUUUAAGAAUGAACAUUCGUUCAAAGUGACCAGCGGAGGCAAAGCUAUUAAUGAUGGACAGUGGCACGUGAUCUCAGUGGAGGAACUGUCAGGCAGCAUGAGUGUAAAGAUCAGUAAAGAGGCCGUUAUGAGUAUUAACAGUCCCGAACGACUCUUCACACCCGUUAACGACAAACUGGAAACUAAAGUUUACAUCGCCGGCCUGCCCAAUCGCAACGAGAGCCUCAUCAAACCGAUCAACCCAAGAUUAGACGGCUGUAUCCGCGGCUGGAAUCUCAUGAAUAAGGGUGCGUCUGGAGUAAAGGAGGUCAUCCAGGAGAAGGAGAGUAAACAUUGUUAUUUGCAUGUAGAGGAGGGCUCGUUCUUCACCGCUGAAGGAUUUGCACAAUUCAACAUUGAUUACAUAGGAAGAAAUGAUCAGUGGCGGGUGGAUGUUGUGAUGAGGAUACGUCCUUCAAGUAGUUCCGGUGUAUUAUUUGCCCUGGUCAGCAAUGAUACUGUCCCUCUAUCUGUUUCCGUGGUAACAAAAGGACCAGAUGAUGCAGAGCUGCAGGUGUUUUUGGACAGCGUGUCUGUAGUCACUCUUCAGUCUCUGAUGCUCUGUUAUCCUGAUCGGUUAGUGGUGGAGAUGAGCGUAUCUGCUGAUCAUCUUCACAUCACAGCGAAUGAUUCAAACAUUUCAUCCAACAGCGAUUCUGAGAUCCUCAGCGGAGCUUUAUCGAAACUCAACAACACCAUGCAGAGUCAAGUCCACACUUACAUCGGAGGACUGCCAGAUCUUCCGCUGUCGAAGAUGCCGAUCUCAGCACACUAUCACGGCUGUAUGGAGAUCAGUGUGAACGGACAGUCACUGGACUUUGACGAGGCCGUUAGUAAAGACAACAGCAUCAAAUCUCACUCCUGCCCCCCUGUAUCUGCCCCCGAUCCCCACCCACACUAGACAGGAAGUGACCUCAUAUCCCAACGCUUGGAUACAUGACGUGUUUCCAUUUGCCUGUUAUGAGUCUGAAUCUGAAGCUGCCCUGUAAUGUUCUAACUAGUGCUCUGUAUGCUGGAUAACAAGGGAUUCUGGACUCCUUGAUUCUCUUGUGGUGUCUGUUUUUUGUUCAUUCUUUUAAAUGGAUGUUUUCCUCACAUUCAUUUGUUAAUACACUAGUUAAGUUCUUUGAUGACUAACCUGUGAAAGUUUGAAAAGCUUCAGGGACUUUAAACUGAAGCUCAUGAGCCUUUUAUAUUUUGCCUUUUCAGAGUUGAACUCUUGAUUGGUUAAAUGCCUGAUUUGAUUCAAAAAGCAAAACGGAUUCAGCUGGAUUUCUUGGCCUAUUACUGAUGUUCAUCUGUCAGUCUUAAAAGUCUCAAGUGGAUAAAAUCACUGUAUUUGUAUUUUUUCCCCCAAGCAUUUAUUUUAUCUUGUAUACAACAGCAAGCUCAUUUUAAUGUGAAUAUGUUUCGGUGGAUUUUGUUUUAAUAAAACAAAUUAAAUGCUG
This is a messenger RNA of Myxocyprinus asiaticus (Chinese sucker), 2766 nucleotides long. RefSeq names its product protein S (gene pros1). Gene Ontology annotation, cellular component: extracellular region. Bases 189 to 2219 code for a protein of 676 amino acids. NCBI's taxonomy places the organism in Eukaryota, Metazoa, Chordata, Actinopteri, Cypriniformes, Catostomidae. Gene Ontology annotation, molecular function: calcium ion binding. The record is from RefSeq and is a predicted model, not a curated record. The transcript has 14 exons.